AUGGCUGCCUCAAGGCUCCUCCGACCGGCCUCGCGCCUCAUGGCCUCGACACGACAGGCGCCCGCUUUCCGACCUGCUUUCCGCGCCGCUGCCCUGACACCGUCAAUUGCAAGGAGAGGAUAUGCGUCGGGACAAAAGGAGAUGACUGUGCGAGAGGCGCUCAAUGAGGCCAUGGCCGAGGAGAUGGAGCGAAAUGAUAAAGUCUUUGUGCUCGGAGAGGAAGUUGCGCAAUACAAUGGAGCUUACAAGGUCACCAAGGGCCUCCUCGACCGCUUCGGUGAGAAGAGGGUAAUCGACUCUCCCAUCACCGAAUCUGGUUUCGCCGGUCUGACCGUCGGUGCUGCGCUCGCUGGCCUUCACCCCGUUUGCGAGUUCAUGACCUUCAACUUCGCCAUGCAAGCCAUUGACCAAAUUAUCAACUCCGCCGCAAAGACCCACUACAUGUCUGGUGGUAUCCAGCCCUGCAACAUCACCUUCCGUGGUCCCAACGGUUUCGCUGCUGGUGUCGCUGCCCAGCACUCGCAAGAUUACACUGCGUGGUACGGAAGCAUUCCCGGAUUGAAGGUUGUCUCGCCAUACAGCGCAGAGGAUGCCAAGGGUCUGCUUAAGGCUGCUAUUCGUGACCCCAACCCGGUCGUCGUCUUGGAGAACGAGCUUCUGUACGGUCUCUCUUUCCCCGUCAGCGAGGAAGUCCAGAGGGACGAUUUUGUCAUUCCUUUUGGAAAGGCCAAGAUCGAGCGCCCCGGCAAGGACCUCACCAUCGUCACCCUCUCCCGCUGCGUCGGCCAGUCCCUCGUCGCCGCCGAACAACUCAAGUCCAAGUACGGCGUUGAGGCCGAGGUCAUCAACCUGCGCUCCAUCAAGCCCCUUGAUGUAGAGGCCAUUGUCAAGUCUGUUAAGAAGACCGGCCACAUGCUCUGCGUCGAGUCUGGCUUCCCCAGCUUCGGUGUCGCAAGCGAAAUCAUGGCGCUUACCUGCGAGUACGCUUUUGACUACCUUGAGGCUCCCCCCGCUAGGGUUACCGGUGCUGAGGUCCCCACUCCCUACGCUCAGAAGCUCGAGGAGAUGAGCUUCCCCACCGAGACUUUGAUUGCCGACUACGCUGCUAAGCUGCUCAGAGUAUAA
This is a messenger RNA of Bipolaris zeicola 26-R-13, 1125 nucleotides long. RefSeq lists its product as uncharacterized. The coding region runs from base 1 to 1125 and encodes 374 amino acids. The transcript is spliced from 5 exons. Gene Ontology annotation, molecular function: pyruvate dehydrogenase (acetyl-transferring) activity. Lineage: Eukaryota; Fungi; Ascomycota; Dothideomycetes; Pleosporales; Pleosporaceae. The record is from RefSeq and is a predicted model, not a curated record. Gene Ontology annotation, biological process: pyruvate decarboxylation to acetyl-CoA.